CACCCAUUUUGCCACGGUGUAUAUCAGUUUUUUUUGUCAUUUGUGUAAAAUCCCUAGUAACUUACAGAGUUUCACAAUAAACAUGGUGGAGCAAUGAAAGCCAAGGUCCCUUUUUCUCCUUGUUCUUCAAAGCACAAGAAAGGUUGAAACUUUGAUCAGAUUCCAGCGUGUAAAUGCGAUAUCUCAGAAGACCCUUGUACAAAUGGAACUUGAUGAUCCGUGACUCUACCAACAAUGGCUUCUUCACACAAACUUUAAACAUUUACUCUUCCAUGUUACAAGCUGGACUUCAAGCCAAUAACUUCACUUUCCCUUUGCUCCUCAAAGCGUGCGCUAACGUAAACUCUUUACGCCUCGGCACUUUGCUUCAUUCCCAUGUCCUUCAACUGGGUUUUCAACUAGACCCCUUUGUUCAAACGGCUCUGAUUGAUAUGUACUCUAAAUGCUUGAAUCUACAGGCUUCAAGAAAAGUGUUUGAUGAAAUGCCCUUAAGAACCCUCGUGUCUUGGAACUCUAUGAUUUCUGCUUACUCUCGUGCUUCUUUAGUUAAUGAAGCGGUUUUGGUGCUAAAAGAAAUGUGGGUUCUUGGUUUGGAACUGAGUGCUUCUACAUUUGUAAAUGUCGUGUCUAGUUGUAGUAGUCUUGGACAAGGCUUAUCAAUACAUUGUUGCGUGUUUAAACUUGGACUUUUGAGUGAUGAGAUUGCUUUAGCUAAUUCUGUUAUGAAAAUGUAUGUGAAAUUUGGUUGCGUUAAUGAAGCCCGUUUGAUCUUUAAUGAAAUGGGAGAAAGUUCCAUUAUUUCAUGGACAAUAAUUAUCGGUGGGUUUGUGAAUGUUGGGAAAGUUGGUGAAGCUUUUGGUGCUUUCAACCAAAUGAGAAGGACUGGUUUGAGACUAGACUCGGUCGUGUUUGUGAACCUCAUUUUGGGUUUUGCACAACAGCCGAACUUUUUGUUAGCUUCAUUGAUUCAUUCUCUUGUUCUGAAAUGUGGAUGUGAGGAGGAAGAUCCCAUUGACAAUUUGCUAGUCAGCAUGUAUAUAAGAUGUGGUGAUCUGGGGUCUUCGCGAAGAGUAUUUGAUAUGGUAUAUGAGAAAAAUGUGUUUUUGUGGACAUCGAUGAUUGGAGGGUAUGCUCGGUUGGGUUAUCCUGCCGAGGCACUGAAUCUAUUUAAAAAGUUGUUGAGGACAUCUGUUAGACCCAAUGAAGCAACCAUGGCUGCGGUACUUUCAGCUUGUGCUGCUUUGGGAUCACUUACCACGGGCAAGGAAAUUGAAGAGUACAUUUCGGUAAACGGGUUAGAGUCGAAUAGGCAAGUUCAGACCUCUUUGAUACAUAUGUUCUCGAAAUGUGGGAGCAUAAAGAAGGCAAAAGAGGUGUUUGAGAGGGUGACAGAUAAAGACUUGGCUGUUUGGAGCGCCAUGAUAAAUGGCUAUGCCAUUCAUGGGAUGGCAGAUGAGGCUGUUAGUCUCUUUCAAAAGAUGCAACAUGAAGAAGGUAUACAGCCUGACACCGUGGUUUACACAAGCUUAUUAUCGGCAUGCAGCCAUUCUGGACUGGUAGAAGAUGGAUUGAGGUAUUUUCAAAGUAUGCAGAAUGAUUUUGGAAUAGAACCUAGCUUAGAACAUUAUAUAUGCUUGGUAGAUCUUCUUGGCAGAGCUGGUCAGUUUGAUUUGGCUUUAAAAACAAUCCAAGAGAUGCCAGUCCAAGUACAAGUUCAUGCAUGGGCUCCAUUACUUAGUGGAUGCAGGAAACAUAGUAACAUUGAGCUGGGAGAACUUGCAGCCGGAAAGUUGAUGAAUUCAAGUUCUCUAAGCACCGGCAAUCAUAUUUUGAUGGCAAAUUUGUAUACAUCUGUGGGCAAGUGGAAAGAGGCAGCUACAGCAAGAGGCCUGAUAAAUGAUAAACAAUUGGUAAAAGAAGCUGGCUGGAGCCAGGUUGAGAUGGAUGGCUCUGUCCAUGUAUUUGUUGCUGGAGAUGAGUCCCAUCUCCAGUCGGCUGAAAUCUACAAGAUCCUCGAGGAUCUAAAUGUUAUGAUAUUAGAGGCAGGGUAUGCCGCAAAAAGGGGCACAGACUUAUCAUCACUUUGAAGCAGAAAUCAUCCUAUGUUCCUUUUUUUAUUGUAAAGUUUUGACAAACAAGUGAGAUUCAUUUGUUUAUUUGAAAAUAAAAGAAAUAACUGAAAUUUUUGUACUAGUGAAGAGAAACCAUCUUAUUUUUCUUGGUAAAUAGAUCACUAAUUUUGAGCUUUUA
Mangifera indica (mango) is the source of this 2250-nucleotide messenger RNA. Its product is annotated as pentatricopeptide repeat-containing protein At4g35130, chloroplastic-like. Bases 174 to 2087 code for a protein of 637 amino acids. The record is from RefSeq and is a predicted model, not a curated record. Gene Ontology annotation, molecular function: RNA binding; protein binding. Gene Ontology annotation, biological process: RNA modification. Lineage: Eukaryota; Viridiplantae; Streptophyta; Magnoliopsida; Sapindales; Anacardiaceae. The transcript has a single exon.